AUUUUCCACCAUUUCAAAUAUCUGCCCUUAGGCUGGUGGGAAAAGGCCAUUCAUCUUCUUCCCUUACCUCCCUCCAUAGCCGACCAAGGGGAGAGAGAGGAGGGUUAGAGCGGCUUCGGAGGUGAAAAGUCUUUCACCUAAACCCUAAUCUAUCUCUCUCUCUCUCUCUCUCUCUGAUUUUCUUUCUCUUUAUCGGAGAUAUCCUCGAUCUAGGGUUUCAUUUAUAUAUAUAGUCCAAUCAGUCAAAUAACGAGAAAGUUACAAGGAAAUAGAAAUCCUGAAUUUGGUGAGAUGAGCAGCCAGGUGAUGCCUCCUCAUCCCAAGAGGACUAGUUUGAGUCAAAAGCGAGGACCGUCGACGGUCAAGAAAUCCGUGCAGUCGGAUAACGGGAGCGCCGCUAAUGGAAAUCAAUCUAAGCCUUCUUCUCCUCCCCAGACGUCUGUUGGAGGGGAGAGGACGGUGAAGAAGCUUAGGUUGUCAAAAGCACUCACAAUUCCGGAGGGGACAACUGUGUCUGAUGCCUGCAGGCGUAUGGCAGCUCGCCGUGUUGAUGCAGUUUUGUUGACUGAUGCUAAUGCUUUGCUUUCAGGAAUUAUUACUGACAAGGAUAUUGCCACCAGGGUGAUUGCAGAAGGAUUGAGGCCAGAGCAGACGGUAGUAUCAAAGAUAAUGACACGGAAUCCUGUUUUUGUAACUUCAGAUACAUUGGCAAUCGAGGCUCUUCAGAAGAUGGUCCAGGCAAUUCAGCAUCUGCCUGUUGCAGAGAAUCACAGUGAAAUGUCUGCAAUGAUGCAAUCAGAUGGAGCAGAAACUGCAAAGCAAUCAUAUCCAUCCCUUGGUCUUGGAAACUCAUUUGCCUUCAAAUUUGAAGAUCUUAAGGGUCGUAUGCAUCGAUUUAAUUGUGGAACCGAGAGUUUAGAGGAGCUGAUAUCUGUUGUUGUGAAAAGACUUGGGAGCAGUGAUGAUCAAGGUCACCCUCAACUUCUGUAUGAAGAUGAUGAGGGUGAUAAAAUUUUACUCACAACUGAUGGCGAUCUCAUCAGUGCUGUUGGCCAAGCAAGAUCAACUGGCCAGAAGGUUUUAAAUUGCAUUUGGAGUUUCUCAGUUCAAGCAUGCAAACUUGCCCGCAGACAAGGACAACUACCAUGGAAAAGAGGAUGGUUGUCUAUGAACACAGGUAUCUUGGCUAGUGCAACUGUUCUAACAAGUAUUGGUGUGCUAGUCUACUUAAAACGCUCGCAGCUAUGAGGUUAAAGCCUUAUAUGAAUAAAAUAUGCUGGAUCACAAUCGGGGCCAUACUACCAGCAUUGAGAAAUUUUUGUCCUUGAAACGAUGGUACAGAAAGCAACUACUGCUAAUCCAAUGCAAAUUACAAUCAUAGACUCUAGAAAAGUCUGAUAUAGUGGACCAAUACAUGAAAAUGAGCAUGGGAAAAGGAAGAUCAUGCUAGACUUUUUAUAUUUAUUUGCUUAGAUGACGAAAAGUGGAAUAUGGAAUGCCCUGAUCAUGAACACGGUUUUGGGUUAGGAAGCUGAAGGAGAGAACAGCUUGUGCUGGUGGUGGAGAUGGAGGGGGAGGUAGAGAUGUUUUUAGUACCCUGACAAGGUAGAGCUUACUUGCAUAUCAUUUUACAUGUAUCUAACAAAUGAGUUCUUCCUGUUAUGCUUCCUAUACUAAAACAAAAAAAAUUAUUAUCAAUUUUUAUCCAUGUCGAUGGCGGUCUACAGUUAAAAGCA
Molecule: messenger RNA, 1736 nt
Organism: Carica papaya (papaya)
Lineage: Eukaryota; Viridiplantae; Streptophyta; Magnoliopsida; Brassicales; Caricaceae
Source: RefSeq, a predicted model, not a curated record